AUGAGGAAACUCUUAUUAAAGUGGGUGGGGCAACUUCAUAACUAUCAUGCCCACCUUGAGUCAAUUGGUGUUACAUUUAAGGAAGCUCUUAGCUCCGCCCACUUCCUGUCACCUAUAAAGGACUCUGUUAGUGAGCUUCUCGUUGUGUGUUUGGAAAUGGAAAUAUUCCCCUCCAAGGGGUCCAGAGAUGAUCUAUCUAAAGAGUCGUCUGAAGAUGCAAAGGGGUCUGGAACACAAAGAGAAAUACCUGUAGCUGAGGGGUCUGGGGUUGAUUCUGGAACUUUGGAUAAUAAUGCUUCAUCAAUUGAUACUGGGUCUGAAAUUAAACCCAAGGGGUCUGAUGGUGCAAAUUGUGUUUCCAAGGGACCCGGUGAUGAUGGACUGUUUGUUGAUUUUAUCGCUACUUAUUAUAGCCACGCCCUCUCUUAUGACGUCAUUAAAGUUCAUAUUAAUAAAGCUCAGCUAGCCAAGACCACUUCAGUUUGGAGGGAACUAGCAGCUGGGGAACAAGAAGAAGUGGAUCAGACCAGUGCCGAUAUUAAUGAGAGUGACACGCCUCCUUUAAUUACCCCUAGAGCAUUAUCAAAUUUAUAUACUAAGGAUCCCAAUGCCUUCUUAUCAGUAGGUGUGGCUAGUUUCCCUUCCAUUAAGCUGUGGGAAGUCAUUGCUUUAUGUCAGUUAGAUUAUUUCGAAGAUAAAAUGGGGGUCAAUGCCGAUUUGACUACCUAUUGUAAAUACCUGGAUGCUAUUUUUAGCAAGCAUAGUCCGUCCUCUUUGGACUUGAUGAAUUAUUUUAAUGAUCCACAGCUUAUCAUAGUAUCUGUGGCAGCUGUACUUUUAGCCCUGCCCACACAGGAAGUGAAAGACCAACAAGGCAAUCCUAUUGAGGGAAGUCAUUUAGCGUCUUGGCCUCAUGAAACCAGCUUGACUGGUUUGACUCGCGUGACAUGUACUUCAACAGAAGUGGGAGUGGUCGAAAAUGUUGCAUCAAUGUUUGAAAGAGAGGGAUAUUGGAAAGGUUAUGUACAGAUUUGUGUGUCGAAGAAAAAGAAAGAGCAAUUGAUUAAAGUGGCAGCGUAUCUUAGAAGUUCAUCUCUACUCCACGAACUAACAAGCAAUGGCUACCCAUUCAAAUCCACGAGCGUUUGGAAGUCAUUCACAGGCCAGCUAGUGGAACUGGUCAUUCCGGUUCAUCCAGUUAGUCCUGAUGGGUUGAACUGGGAUGUCGUCCUCAGGGAAAUGGUCUGUAUGAUCGGAGUGGAAGAGACUGGGAAGGUUCUUGAGACAUUAGACGGUGUAUCAUGGAGCCUGCCCCAUCAGCUUCAUGAGCUCUUUGUGAGGCUAGCAUCAGUUCACAAAGAACAGAGGACGAUAGCUCAUAAUCUACUAGAGAAGGUUGAUCGGUAUCUCUGGUCUGUCCGACCCACGACUUUAGGACCUCACGUGUCUAUAGUACUUCAAAAAGACGAGGCUAAAAGUACUGAAGAAGAAACGAAUGAUGAUACCACAAAAACUGAAGCUUUACGAGACAUAAUGUCUCCACCCCCUUUGCCAUACCCACUGAUAUCGCCGAUAACUAUGGAAGACUGGGCCUCUCAUUGGGGUAUUAGAACAAGCACCAGUCGGUGUGGCUUGUGCGGUCAUUCAUUGAUGAAUAGGAUAUCGGAUAAGGAGAGAGGUGGGAUCGGAUUCCAGUGUGGGCAUGCCUUUCACAAGCAGUGUUGUCCUGAGCAAGCAUGUACACUGUGCUUUUUAUUGAAGUAUAAGAAUCAUUUGACUAAUAAUGCUAACAAGAGAUGA
Messenger RNA from Amphimedon queenslandica, 1800 nucleotides. RefSeq lists its product as uncharacterized. The transcript is spliced from 8 exons. Lineage: Eukaryota; Metazoa; Porifera; Demospongiae; Haplosclerida; Niphatidae. Bases 1 to 1800 code for a protein of 599 amino acids. The record is from RefSeq and is a predicted model, not a curated record.